UCCCAUGAACACAACUUGGUUGAAUGGCACCGGGCUUUUAUGGAUAGUGGCCGUACAUGUCUGGAGUUUGAGUGUCUUGACAGAAGUCUUUUUGACUUCAUGCAAGAAAGACAUUUCAAGCCGCUGAGUUUAAGGGCAAUUCGACCAAUCGUGGUGCAGAUGGCAGUAGCUCUGAAACAUCUCAAGUCUGUUGGAAUUAUACACGCAGACCUCAAAUUACAGAAUGUGAUGUUAGUCAAUCACCAACAAGAGCCGUACCGAAUUAAAGUCAUUGACUUCGGCCUGGCUUGUGAGACCUCAGCUGCGACAGUGGGCUCUUACAUUCAGACCCGUCCAUUUCGGGCCCCAGAGAUUAUUCUAGGCCUUCCAUUUACAGAGGCCAUAGACGUUUGGUCUCUGGGAAACAUUGCUGCCUAUCUGUACCUCGGUUCCCUGCUGUACCCUGGCUACAGUGAAUAUGAUAUGAUGAACUACAUAGUAGAAACCCAAGGGAACCCACCAGACAAAAUGCUAAACUCUGGGCAAAAGACCUCCCAAUUUUUCUACAAAGGGUUCAGUUCCACCACCAGCAACUGGAAACUCAAGGCGCCUGAACAAGUUUUCAGAGAGUCAGGGAUUUGGCUCACAGAGAGAAGAGGAAGAAAGUUUACCUCUCUGAAUGACCUCUUACACUUCCAGCAACUCGGGGCUCAGAUGUUUGCAGAUAAAGCUGCAGAAAUGUAUGAUCUCCUGAUGUUUGUUGAAAUGGUGAAAGAAAUGCUUCAGUUUGAUCCUGAAAGACGGAUUACACCCCAACAGGUGCUGGACCAUCCUUUCACCAAAACGAACCACUUAGGGUACUUGUGCAACCUGAGCUCCUAUGUAAAGUCCUGCUAUCAGCACAUGGACAUCUGUAAUAAAAAAAGCCCAGUGUCUUCACAUAGCAGGACAGGAGUGAGCAGGUCUCUGCAGCAGCCCGUCUCUGAGACCAGACAACCUGCCCAACAGAGGCUUCCUCCCCCUGCAGCUGAGAGCAAAUUCCUAGUGGGAUCCCCUUCCUCCGGGACCACCAGGCCAUCACAACAAAACUGUCCUCCCCCUUCAAAUCAGAAGAGCAGACCCAAGUGCUUCGGGCCCAGUCACUCUGAAACUGCCCAGACAGUUUCAGUAAAAUCAAACUUUAAAAGAAAGCACUCUGAUGAGGAUAUAAAGGACACCAUUCAGCCAGUGAAAUGGAGGAGGAUUGACCGGAAAGAUGUGGGUGAACAAAAACCCACCUCUUCCAAAUUCAAGAGGUCAGACCACGACCAAAAGGAACUCCCGUAUUCUCCGGGGCCAUCCUGCUCAACCAACAGGGCACAGACUUCCAACUCAGGGAUUAAGAGGAACCUCGAUCAUUGGAAAACUGCUUUCAACAGUCCACAUAAGAGGGUCAGAAAACACUAUGAAGGCAGUUGGAGCGGCUUUUCCCGUCAGACCUGUCAGACAGAUCCAAAAUGCAGUCUGGCUGAGGACCAACGCUGCAGCGAAGCAAAAUGAGGAGCAGCAGUGUUUCCCCACAAAUCAAGAGCUUCAUGACAAUUAAAUAGAAGUGGAUGAUAUGCUCCAAAAGUCAUCUUGCUCUUAAAAUGUUCAGUCAGCAUUUCAAUCAUCCCUUAGUCUUCCUGCUGUAGUCUCAGGCUGCUGGGGUGCCUCCCAUGAUGCACUAAUCCCAAGAUGCUGCUGCACUACUGCAUGUCAUUAA
Molecule: messenger RNA, 1723 nt
Organism: Archocentrus centrarchus (flier cichlid)
Lineage: Eukaryota; Metazoa; Chordata; Actinopteri; Cichliformes; Cichlidae
Product: homeodomain-interacting protein kinase 3-like
Exons: 7
Coding region: 40-1518 (492 amino acids)
Biological process (GO): peptidyl-threonine phosphorylation; peptidyl-serine phosphorylation
Cellular component (GO): nucleus; cytoplasm
Molecular function (GO): ATP binding; protein serine/threonine kinase activity; protein tyrosine kinase activity
Source: RefSeq, a predicted model, not a curated record